Linum trigynum is the source of this 1415-nucleotide messenger RNA. The record is from the annotation of a GenBank genome assembly. Lineage: Eukaryota; Viridiplantae; Streptophyta; Magnoliopsida; Malpighiales; Linaceae.
GUACUUUCUCCCACAGCCGCAAGCCUAUCAUUAGUCGAAGUCGGGGGCGAAAAAUUUAUAGGGUUUCCGAAGUCUUGCGUUUGGUUUUUUCCUUUUUUUUUGGCUCGAGUCGAGAUCGGAUAGGGCAAGAAAAGGCGCGGAAUCUUCGAUUGGGGUUGCGUGUUGCGUCUCCUUUACUGGGUUUUCUUGUCGACGGAAAGUGAGAUUCAGAUGGCUCGAUGCUUUCCUUACCUGCCCCCAGAAGGCUACUUGGGGAUUGGUGGUGGUGGUCGGGCUUUGCUGGGAGGACCGAUUAAGCCCCUUGCCGAGACAGAGAAGCAUGUCAAAAAGGACACUGAAAAAUUGCUGAAACGCAAGUCCAGUCGGAGUGAUAAGGUGGAAGAAACGAAACCCAAAAGGAUCAAGUUCACCACCAAGAGUGUUCCUGGUGAUUCUCAAAAGAAGGCUACUAAACAAGAGGAAGCCGAAAGCAGUGGUGUAACUGAAGAGCAUGGUCCCCCUGUCUCUAGCCAAAGCCCCUGUCAUUCGUUCGAAUCAGUUGGGGUCUUCAAGCAAAGGCCUACAGCAGCUGAUAACACAUUGGAAAGGAAACGAAAUGUCAUUAAGAUCAAAUUGAACGUUCCUAAGACGGAAGCUCCACUCAGUACCGAGCAUACUUGUCAACCUUCUACCAGUUCUUCCCAGCAGAAGAAUGAUGUCAGUGAAAGACAUCCUGACAUCCCAUCUACAUCGGAGUUGUGGAAGAAUGAAAAAGAUUUUUCUGCCAAGGUGGGGAAGACUCUGAUUGAUGUAUCUUCGGGAUCGAAGAAGAGGUCUGGCUCAAAGAAGACUUCAAUACAAGAUCUAUAUGAGUCUCUAACCAGUGGGUGGACACCAUCUGCACUUCAGGCUGAGCAGUCUGAACCUGAAGAAGAGCUGGAUUGGCUCCUUGCUUCCAGAAAGCCUGUCUGUAGAAGCAGCAGCGAAGCUCAGUUGAAUGAUGCUUCGUGCACAGCUGCAAGUUCAUGUACUGCUUUGUGGCCUAGGGCUCAGUUCUUGCCUGAAGUGGAAGUUUAUGCAUUGCCCUAUACGGUUCCAUUUUGAGAAAAAAACCGAUGAGGGCAUGAUUGUAAUUCGCCCGUUGUGUUUUUGAGAGGUACACCUCGGGCUGCUUUGUGAGGGAAGUAAAAAGAAAGAAACUAGUUAGAUGAUUCCUGACGAUUGAUUGUUAGGAUUUAGAUUGACACCCGUUUUGUACAUUUUUUUUUGUUCUAUAUGAACUAGUGCAAUUCUUUUACACUGAAGUUGUGCUUCUUGGUGUCUCUAUACUUCGAUCUUCUGCUGUUCAUUUGUAUAACAGAUUUUGGUCGUUAAUCGUUAUGAUGAAUCCUAGUAUCCAGUGAAGUACAGAAGUAUGAUAAAGGCAUCUGCAAAAU